AUGCAAACAAACGACUUCGCCAUCCAAACUUCAACCUACGGCGCCAACGAGCGCGUCGACGCUACCACCAGUACGACAUCGGUGUCGUCCACGCCGCCGCCGAAACGAAUUGUAUUGUCCCAUGCGCCCUACAUUUCGCGCAGAUGUAGGAAGCCUGUCAAAGUGCCUGCCCCAAAGCGCAGAACUGGACACGAGAAAGAGGGCCACUGGACGGUCCAUAAGAGAGUCGUGGAGGGGCGUGGGAGGCACGCAGGAUGUGCCGCUGGUGAUGGCGCCGAAGUACGUCUCCCGCUACAUCCUAUCGUGUACUAUAAGGGACUGACAAUGUGGACUUUGAUCGCACAGCGUGAUACGAACGAAAGCGUCCCCAGCGCCCCAUCAAAUAUCGGGGACCUAUUUACAUUGGAGGACUUCAUAGGCGUACAGAGUCAUGCGGGGGACCAGGCGGCUCACGCCAUUCCUCCACCCCAACAGAUGCUGGCCCAAGACAGCCAGCAGCCAGCCGGGACGUCCGUCCCAUAUGGAGACAAUGGGGCGAUAUCCUUCGCAGGGCACGAUUCGUCUACGACCCACUCCGUCUCGGACCAAAGCGUCCCCCGCACUCCGACCAAUAUCGAGGACCUGUUCACUUGGCAGGACUUCUUAGGGUCGGCGAGUCCUGCAAAGUGCCAGGACCCUCACACCGACCCUCCGCCCCAGCAGAUGCUGGCUCAAAACCCUCAGCAGCCAGCCGAGACGUCCGUCCCAUAUGGAGACGAUGGGGCGGUAUCCUUCACAGGACACGAUUCCCCCACGACAGCGGACGGGAACUACCUGACCGUGAACCUAUCCACGUCAGGUUUCGCCCAGCCCGCCGAUAUCAGUUUCGUCCGGCCGUGGCAACGUGACCCACACUACUUCACGGACGUGGGUCUGUCUUCUUCAGACUCGACACCAGCACCACCCUCGGGACAAGGAUCUGAGUGGUACGAACAACACUGGGCGCUGGGGCCGUCGUUUUUGGGUAUUGAGACAGCGGUGGGGCAAGGAGCGGAGUGGAUGGGGGCGAUGAGGGGCGGAGCGUCGUCAUCGAAUGGGCAGCCAAGGGAAGGCUCUCACAAGACCGGGACCGACUCAGGCAGACGGAAACUGAAGCGUGAAGACUCACGCGAUGCAGGCAAAGGCGCGAGUGACACCCCAACGGAGGCCAGAACAAGCCAUAGAUGGAGCCAAUGUGGUCCGGCGGCCCAGCAUUGGGAAAGUCCGAGUGGAAAUGAAUAUUCGGAACUCGGAUCCGUAUUUGAUGGCGUCAACUUCGGGGGCGAGAACAGCGAGCAUCCUUGCGGAAAUUACCUCGAUUCGACCCGGUUCCAGACCAACCGUGAGCAUUACUACGACAAGACUGGCAUCGGCCCAAGGAGUUUCCGAUAUAACCUGGAUCGUGCUCAUCGGUCCUUGAUUGUCGCGCCAGGUCUUGACCAUAGCGUCGUCCAAGAGGCACAAGCGCGGUGUCACAAAAAUGUCGCAAUUUUCGUUUCCAAAAACCGGAGGAAAACAGCUCACCAAUCUGAGAAAAAACCUUCGCGGCGUCGGUAUCAGCGGUCCAAAGCGGACCCCGACCUGAUAAUGAAGUCCUGGAAUCUCGAUGAUGCACAAGGUUUGCCGUCGCCGGUGGUGUUGAAACAGGACAGUACGACAUCGACAUCUUCGGACAUUGACCCCAUUGGAACGCCGCCUGAUCAUCAUAUGGACCCUUGCACGAACGGCACCAAGAAUAUAAUGCCGAAGAUGCCUGCUACGGAAGUCGGGGUAUCGCGGUCCGAAAGACAGGGUACCAACGGCCUCUCGCUCGACCGAAACACUUCGGCAGCUCCGUCCAGUGAUUCCACCUCCACGAACAGCGACUCCGCGAAUCCCAUGCAGCACCAUCGACUGUCUGUCUCUCAUCCUACACAGACUACGAUCCCGCCCAUUGAUCCUCUCUCACUUCACAAUACACAUGCCGUACUGCACGAUGCAAGCCUCGUAAAUGUGGAGGGCCCGCCACAAAACGCCGCGCCGAGUUACCCAUAUCCGCUGGCGAUCCGAACAUGCACAGGGAUACAUUUCAUACCUGAAUCGACUGAUCGAGAGGAGAUAGCCGCCUUUGUCGAAAAGGCGCACUUCAUCCUCACGCCCGAGAUGGAGAGGAUGUUAGCGGCACUCGAUCUCGAGCCGUUUCUACCAGCCGACCACGUCGAUACGCAACCUCAACAGGCGAUCGACGUCAAACGCGGGGCGCCAUCGACUACAUCGUCAAGGGGCAAGGGGGCCUUUAAGAGGGCGCGGAACGAGACGAGACAAAGACCUAGACGCAUGACGGAGAGAGGGGGAACAAACUCGGGGGUUCGACUUUUUUCCGCGUUGGUCGGUACAAAAGUAAUAGAGUUCGUGUGGCGCCGCGGCUCGGAUGUGGCCCAAGUCCAACGUACAGUCUUCGCAAAGUCUUCCACAGAGAAAUCCUUCAACUGGCAGUCUAUCAGUAGUGACCUUGGAACGCCUGAAAGGACCCGGAAAAGGGGGGGAAGAGAGCUAGCACAUCGGACCAGACCAGGGCCAGAACGGACCGACUUUGUUGCUCUGAGCGGGGCUGUCGGAGUCAAACUGGGAUGGUGA
Stereum hirsutum FP-91666 SS1 is the source of this 2634-nucleotide messenger RNA. RefSeq lists its product as uncharacterized. The record is from RefSeq and is a predicted model, not a curated record. NCBI's taxonomy places the organism in Eukaryota, Fungi, Basidiomycota, Agaricomycetes, Russulales, Stereaceae. The transcript is spliced from 17 exons. The coding region runs from base 1 to 2634 and encodes 877 amino acids.